AUGCGCACCGGGCACUUCUGGCCCCAGGAGGCACCAGGCGCCAAGGAGUAUCGGAUGACCCCCACCCCCGCCCUGCCACUGCUGGACGAGGAUGUGAGGGGCAAAGGAAAGAUUAAUGUUAUCCUAGUGGGCGAUCUCUCUGAAAAUCAAAAGAAUGAAAUUGUUGACGAACACAAUGACAUCAGGAGAAAGGUGGAGCCAACUGCCAGCAAUAUGCUGAAAAUGAUAUGGAGUGAGCAAGCUUACAAGAGCGCUAAAAAUUGGGCAACAAAAUGUGAAGUUAGGAUUGCUCCCCCUGAGCAGCGAACUGUGAAUGGAAGCCUCUGUGGUGGAAAUAUAAUGCAAUCAAAUUAUAUCAGCUCCUGGUCAGAUGCUAUCAAGCUAUGGUUUAGAAGAGUGACUAACUUCCGGUAUGGCCUUGGGGCAGUGGACAUAAGGAAAGACAUUUAUAGCUAUACUCAGCUCAUUUGGUAUAAAUCAUAUCAGGUUGGAUGUGCAAUUUCCUACUGCCCACACAAGACGUUCCAGUAUCUCUAUGUCUGCCAUUACUGUCCUGCAGGGAACUUAGUAGAAGAAGCAGCAAGACCUUACAAAGAAGGCCCACCAUGUGGAGACUGCCCUGAGCACUGCGAGGAUAAACUCUGCACCAACCCAUGCAAGUAUAAGGAUAAGGAAAAGUACUGCAAAAUGAAAAUGCAACUGUUCAAGUGUAAAAGUAAUUGGAUGGAUCGCGAAUGCCAAGCUACCUGUAGAUGCAAAACAGAAAUUAAAUAAUAUGUGCACAUGCAUCACAACAUUGCUUUUGAGAUAAUUGUUCUUAAUGGAUGAACAUUCAUCAUUUAAAAGGAACCUUCCAAAUUGGUCUUUAAAACUGAUCAAAAUUUAGCAUUUGAAAUCACUGGUAUAAAAACAGCAUUUCUAAAAGUAAAUAUCCCCCCAUCCCAAGUAAAUUGCAAAGAAAGGGAAAUAAAUUUAUCAAUAUUUGUGCCUACUUUUGUGCCUACUCCCUUUCUUUAUUGUUCUGCUUUAGAAAGUGUUUUGAACAUUUCAAAGCUAGACAUUGAAAUACUGCAAAAUGUCGAGCUUUUUCUCCCUCUCCCAAAUUGUAACUUUGCCUUAGUUUACAGUUCUGAGCAAAAUGCUGUUGAAGGUGUAUUCUGUGCUAUACAUUAAUCCUGAAUGUUUUUCAGUAUGCUAGACAUUUUCUAAUUGUGUCAGGCUGUAGUAAGCAACUGGUAUAUUCCUUUGUAGUUUCUAGCAUAGCAUUCUGAUUGAUAUUUUAAAAUUAGGAAUCAGCUGCAAUAAACUUGAAUGUACUGUUAAGACUUUGAUAUUUAGAUCAGUUUGUUUACUUUCAUUUUGAUGAACAAAAAGCUGUGGAUUAAUCUUGCAAAA
Molecule: messenger RNA, 1395 nt
Organism: Hemicordylus capensis (graceful crag lizard)
Lineage: Eukaryota; Metazoa; Chordata; Lepidosauria; Squamata; Cordylidae
Product: serotriflin-like
Exons: 8
Coding region: 1-774 (257 amino acids)
Cellular component (GO): extracellular region
Source: RefSeq, a predicted model, not a curated record